Molecule: messenger RNA, 2754 nt
Organism: Pseudo-nitzschia multistriata
Lineage: Eukaryota; Bacillariophyta; Bacillariophyceae; Bacillariales; Bacillariaceae
Source: the annotation of a GenBank genome assembly
CGUAGUCACACCAAAAAAUCCUGAUCGCAUCUGGAACAUCGUCCAAAUCAUAAACGCUAGGAUUUAGAACCGGGUUGGAAUCGCUGUGUUACACUGUAACACUUUUCUAUUUUUUAGAACGGAACCAGACAAGACGCAUCCAAAUAUUUCGCCGUGACAUCGCUGUUCGAAAGCGAAGACUGUGGCCUGCGAAAACCAAGAUCGGAUCGCAUCGAACCRAGUCCAUCGAACCAAAGCGGAUCACUCCAUCGACGCCUGCUAGCAACCCACAAAAGACCACUCCACUCCACUCCACACAAAACCACUCUACACAAAACCACACCAGCAGCGAUGGAACCCCCCGCCGAGUGGCCCCCCCAGGUGCGAGAGUCGUACGAGCCGCUCAGGGUCCUGGGGGUCGGCGGCUUUGGAUCCGUCGUCCUUGCCAGGGAGACCAAGCCGCCCCCGGAGGCACCGGCGGACGGAASAACACGCCCGAAAAAGGUGGCCGUCAAAAUGGUCGGCGCCGUCGGCAACAACAAGGACGACUACGACGACGAGGAACAACAGGACAUGGCGGUCUUGUACGCGCGGCGGGAGAUCGAGAUCCUCCAGCACGUCUCGCACCCGGGCAUCGUCCGGCUCUUCCACCACUGGAUCGUCGAGAAGGAAACAGCGUCCGACCAGGCCGCCGCCGCCGUCCUUGUCCUCGAGUACGCCAAGGGACCGACCGUGGAAUCCCUUCUGAAACACGGCGGGGCCCUGUCGACGACCUUCGGCCAGGUCGUGAUUGCGCAGGUCGUCGAYGCCCUUGCCUACCUCCACUACCGCGCCGUCCUGCACCGGGACAUCAAGCCCGACAACAUCCUCGGUACGUAGCAAACGCCAACGCAAAAAGGGRCAGGGYGGRCCGUCCUGCCGRUYUGUCUGCCUGCCUGCSUGCCGGUAUUUCUGUCUUGAAAUCGCUUCGGCUUGAAGGCCACYGCAUUCGUSUACCAUCCCYGUUGCCGAAACAAACAGUCUUGUGUUCUCCAAUUGUCACUCUCUCACCCACUACCCAUCCCAACCUACUUGUUGGAAUCAUUGAUUCCCACCAACUCGCGGUGAUCUGUUGCGAAACCUACAAACAAAACCAAAAAAAUUAACGAAACAAAACAAAACAAAACAAAACAAACGAACAAAUCGACCCGCUUCUAGUCACGGGGGCCCUCUCCUCGGACGCUUCCAUCUGGGACAACGACGACGAGCACGACCCGUCGGAGAAGCCCGACUGGGCCGCGCUGCGGAAAAAGUACAAGGUCACGCUCAUCGAUUUCGGCUUCGCCCGCGCCCUGACACCGGGCGACGUUGCCAAGCCCAACCAGGAAACCAUGAAAAAGGACGCCAGRCGGGCGAGCUACCACGAGCUCCUCCUCAACGAGAACGCCAAGGCAGGGGCCAGCGGGGAGGAAAAGGACCUCAGCGAGUCGARRCGCAAGAGCCUCCUGGGGUCCUCCAUGGGCCGGUCGAUCCGCAAGCGCCUCAGCGGCCUGGCGGGCGGCGACUCGAUCGACAAGAGCAACCGGAGCGCGAUGAGCAACGACAGCCUCGGGUGGUCCAGAAGGAGCGUGUCCCACGGGCUCACGAGGACCAUGUCGACGCUGGGAAACAGGUAAGCGCAUGUGUGUGUGUGUGUGCGUGUGUGUGUCUGUGCUUGUGUUUCCUUUUUUCCGGGUGUUGGUUCUUCUUUCUCGGAUGGAUGGACGGAUGGAAUUCGGAUUGGACGAUCGGGGUGACACUCAUUCAAGUUCUUUCUYCGUUGCAACCUGUUUCGAUACGGCAUGUUUUCCUUGUUUCGCUCCCCCCAAAACAGAAACUUUGCCGCGCCGGAAAUCAUCAACAACGUUCGCAAGAGCCCAAAGGACAAGGCCAGCACCGGAGGUUCCAAAGCAACACCCGGUAGCUCGGAAACCGACGGCAAAGCCGAGGCCUCCGAGGCCCCCAUCACCGAGACCAUCCUGGAAUUCGUGGCGGACUACGGCCUGCUGGUGGACUCGUAUUCCCUCGGGCAGGCCAUCAAGUACAUGAUGACGGGCGUCCACCCGGGCAGGGACCUGGGGGAAGCGAUCCGGAGCCAGGAACGGAGGGGCCUCCUGGGGUCGCUCUGCCCGUGCCUCGCAAGCCGGGAGGCUUCUUCCCCGAAAAAGCGGUCCGUCCGGUACCGGAGAAUGGACGACCUGCCCGGCAAGAUCUUCGUGCUGAUCGGCCUCCUGCUGGAGGUCUCGACGCAGAAGCGGGUCUCGGUCCGAAAGGCCCGGCAGAUCGAGUGGAUCGACGAGAUCCUGGCGGCGGGGGAGCCCAAACCACCGGUGCGUGUGGGUGCUUGCGCUCCGGGAAAGCGGGGGUUCAAGGUGUCUGUUUGCUUGCUUGCUCGCUCGCACACACUGUCCCUCACUCUUGUCGUUUUCUUUUUUUCGUUUGUUCGUUCGUUCGUUCGUUCAUUCGUUCCGUUUUCCGCUGUUUCGCUUCCAGGAGGACGGGACCCGCCUCUACGCCCUGGACAAGCUUUCGUACCUGCCCUUUGCGGAAGGCUCGGCAAACGCCACCCCCGGKGUCCAAGCGGGCCACUGAGCCCCGGUCCUUGCGUGGGUUUCGUUUCGUUUCUCUCUGUAUUUUGUAGUAGUAUAUUUGUAUAUCCUGGAUCGCAAUCCAUCUACUAGCAGCUGCUGUCACAACACUGCUACUGCGAUACCUCUGCUUCCGCCGCCACUACUACUAUAAAACAUACUAAAAUCC